Molecule: messenger RNA, 2016 nt
Organism: Exserohilum turcica Et28A
Lineage: Eukaryota; Fungi; Ascomycota; Dothideomycetes; Pleosporales; Pleosporaceae
Exons: 2
Coding region: 1-2016 (671 amino acids)
Biological process (GO): transmembrane transport
Cellular component (GO): membrane
Molecular function (GO): transmembrane transporter activity
Source: RefSeq, a predicted model, not a curated record
AUGGCCAACAACGUCGAAGCCCCAGAGUCCCUUAGGGACUAUGGUAUUGCCGCACCCCAUGGCCCCAACAUGACUGGCCAGCAUCAAGCCACCCAGGAGAUCGACAUCCGUCACGACAUGAGCGCAAACGAGGCCAAUGUCUUCCAUGCCUUGCUGCACCCCGAUGACCUCUACAAUGCCGAAGGAACCUACUGGGCCGAUAUGCCCCUCGGCCAACGCAUCAAGUUUGUUGGACAUGUCGACGCCGAGGAAGCAAAGGCUGAGGCCAGCUACUUCUGGAACAUGUUCAAGAACGACCCGCUCGCCCCUCUAGGUCACUACUUCCGCACCUGUGUCAUUCCUGGUGCCGGUCUUGGAUUGGAAGGUUACGUCCUCUUCUCUAUUGGCAACGUGCGCCCCUUGCUCAAGGCCGCUUUCCCUGACUGUUGGGGUCACCACAAGACCUGUGACCAGACAUGGCUUCAGGCUAUUGAUUACCUGGAGAUUUGCGGUAUCAUUGUCGGCCAGAUUCUCGUCGGUGUUAUUGGUGACUGGCUUGGCCGCCGUUUCGGUCUCAUCCAGGACGCUACCAUUAUGUUCAUCGGUCUCCUGAUGCUUACUGCCGCUUGGGGUGUUACCGAAAACGGCUGGGUCAUCUGCUAUGUCUGGGCUCUCUUCUUCUACGGUAUUGGUGUGGGAGGCGAGUAUCCCAUGACUGCGACCGCCGGCAUGGAGAAUGCUGUCGGCUCUGGAAAGAUUUCGACAAAGGACGACCGUCUGCACCGUGGAAGGAAAGUCACCAGUGCCUUCCUGAUGCAGGGUUGGGGCCAGUUCUUCAACCAGGUCAUCUUGAUCAUCCUGCUUCUCAUCUUCCACGGCGGAUCGUCGCCGCCUUACUCCAAGACCCUGGCGCAAUGGACCUACCGUGUUUCUUUCGCCAUUCCCGCUGUUGGAACACUCUGGCUCGUCUACUUCCGUUACUUUAAGAUGAAGUCGGCUUCCAAGCAGCUCAUGCUGUCCAAGAAGAAGUCCAACGUUACCGGAUACGACGUCCAGUCGCUGAAGCUCACCUUUACCUACUUUGGUCCCCGUGUUCUGGCUACUGCGGGUGCCUGGUUCGCCAACGAUGUCUUCUUCUACGGCAACAAGCUUUUCCAGAACGAGUUCAUCAGCAUCAUCACGCCUGGCAACAAGUCUGUUAUGGUCGACUGGUUGUACAACCUGAUCAACGUUGGUGUCUCGCUCUGCGGAUACUACCUCGCGUCGAUGCUCAUUGACAACAAGCUCUACGGCCGCAAGUGGAUGAUGAUUGUCGGUUUCAUGGCUGACUUUGUCCUCUUCAUCGUCCCGGGUUUCGCCUUGAACUACUUUACCUCGAUUGAACAUAUUCACGGUUUCCAGGCCAUGUACUUUCUGUCUUCGUUCUUUAACCAGUUCGGACCCAACAGUGUUACUUUCCUCGUCGCUGCCGAGGUGUUCCCCACGCCCGUUCGCGCCACUGCCCACGGAUUCAGUGCCGCGUGCGGCAAGGCUGGUGCACUGCUCGCUGCCGUUCUCUACAACUACAUCGACACGCAGACCAAGUUUUACUUUGUGCCCUGGUUCGGUCUUGCGGGUGCUCUUCUGACCCUCCUCUUCCUUCCCGACACGACUGGUCUCGAUCUCAAGGAGCAGGAGCGUCGCUGGGCGUACAUUCGUGCGGGCAAGGAGAACGAGUACCACGGCAUUGCCAUUCACUGGAAGCACCUUUCGUGGUGGGAGCGUUUCCGUGGACAGCACAAGGGCUACGACGCGAAGCUCGACUACCAGCAGAAGAUUGACGAGAUGCGCGCUGACUGGGUCGAGCGCCAGCAACACAAGUUUUCGGAGAAGAACGGUUGGGAGGGCGCUGAGGCUGAUGAGGACGACCACCAGGACGUGCACAACUACUUCAAGCGCACAACACCGGGCACUCCCACAGGACCUGAGCCUAUGAUGGCGCCCAAGUCCAUGGCGGACAGUGAGUCGGCGGAUGAAAUCAGCCGAGAAAAGAAUUGA